CGGCGGCCAUGUCGGGAGGCGGCCGUGCGCCGGCGGCGAAGCAUGUCGUCCAGUCAGUGCAGCGGCUCGUGCCGCUGCAGCCGGCGCGGAUGCGCUUCGCGCCCGGCGAUUACCACUGCUUCCCCCUUCCGCAGUCCCCCGCCGCCGAAGCGGCGGCGGCGGCAUCAUCGCGGGGCGGCGAUGGCGGCGGCGAGAUCGAGGAGGGGAUUGUCAUCAGAACAGCCCUGAAAAGAAAAACUCCAUGUGGAGAAAGUGAGGCUGCUGAGUCGAGCGAACAUACGAUGACUAGCCCUGGAUGUACUGAAGGAGUUGGAAGUCCACUUAUGACCCCAGUUCUUGGAAAAUCUGCUAGGACAUACAAAUCAAUGGCUAAAUUUAGCAAAGCUGGGUUUCAGGCACCUGUAUCGAAUGCUGGUUCACCCAAAAAUCCAUCUACUCCUGCCAGUUCUUCCCGCUAUGACAAUUCAUUAGGACUGUUGACCAAAAAAUUUAUUAAUUUGCUCAAGCAGGCUCAAGAUGGUAUUCUAGACUUGAAUGAUGCUGCAAAUAUAUUAGAUGUUCGAAAACGGCGCAUAUAUGACAUUACAAAUGUCCUUGAAGGAACAGGUUUGAUAGAAAAGAAGCUUAAGAAUAGAAUUCGUUGGAGGGGUUCGAGUGACUCAGGAAAUAACUUUGAUAGUGAUAUUUCAUGUCUCCAGACAGAAGUUGAAAACCUUUACAUCCAGGAGCAAGCUUUAGAUAGAAGUAUAAGUGAAAUACGGGAAAAGAUGGAGGAGUUAACUCAAGACAAAAACAACCAUAGCGUCAAAAGGUGGUGUUUUCUGCAACUGGUGCAACAUGAAAAUAUUGGCAAAACCCGGUGGUUAUUUGUUACGCAAGAUGACAUCAAGGGAUUACCCUGCUUUCAGAAUGAAGUAUUAAUCGCAAUAAAAGGACCUCGUGGUUCUACACUUGAAGUUCCAGAUCCUGAUGAGGCUGGUGAUUAUCUCCAACGGAGAUAUAGAAUAUUAUUAAGGAGUACGAUGGGUCCAAUAGAUCUUUACUUGGUUAGUCAAUAUAAGAAAAUGGAGGCGCUGGGUGAUACUGCAACACCUCCUAGGCAUGCAAGUGUUAUAGAGCCUCCCUCCAUAGCAACAGAAGCUGGACAAAGCGACACACAGGACAUGUUUCCGAAUGUCCAGCAGGAUAUCCAGAAAACUCUGGAGCUUAAUGCUUCAAAUGCUUUUGGAGGGAUAAAGAAGAUUACUCCUUCAGAUGUUGAUACUGAUGUUGAUUACUGGCUUCUCACGGAUGGUGAUAUUAGCAUUACUGAUAUGUGGACAACAGCAUCUGAAAUGAGGGAUCAGAUGGAUAUCAAUGAUUUCUUAGCUGAAGAAAUAAGAGACGCCCCAUGUGCACUCAACCAGACGCCUGCUGCAGCCAGUGAACCUACAGCCGUGGGUUUCAACCCGGAUGAACAGUAAGGUUAACUGCUAGAUCAGAGUCCAGAGGAUUCUGGCACUUUAUGUGGUAAUCUGCAUCUCUUCUCAGAGAAUAGGAAGUGCAGGCUAGCAGCGUGAAGAUGUACAUACUGAGAUAGUCA
Oryza brachyantha (malo sina) is the source of this 1582-nucleotide messenger RNA. RefSeq names its product transcription factor E2FB-like. Gene Ontology annotation, molecular function: protein dimerization activity; RNA polymerase II cis-regulatory region sequence-specific DNA binding; DNA-binding transcription factor activity, RNA polymerase II-specific. Gene Ontology annotation, cellular component: RNA polymerase II transcription regulator complex. The transcript is spliced from 16 exons. Gene Ontology annotation, biological process: regulation of transcription by RNA polymerase II. The coding region runs from base 9 to 1463 and encodes 484 amino acids. Lineage: Eukaryota; Viridiplantae; Streptophyta; Magnoliopsida; Poales; Poaceae. The record is from RefSeq and is a predicted model, not a curated record.